Molecule: messenger RNA, 291 nt
Organism: Protopolystoma xenopodis
Lineage: Eukaryota; Metazoa; Platyhelminthes; Monogenea; Polystomatidea; Polystomatidae
Source: the annotation of a GenBank genome assembly
AUGAGUGUUCUACGCCGCCUCACUCCUCUUUUGGAUGAUAUGAAUACAGAACACCAUCAGGUUAUUGCGAAACUGCGAACCGCUAAACCACAACUCGACUUCCCAAUCCUAUAUACUGAAAUGUUCCGGCUCACAGAGGCUGAAGAGUGCGAGUUAGCUCAAGCCCGAACAGAGCAGAUUCAAUCACACGCGCAAGUGCAGACACAAGCGUAUUCACAGAUGAACGUACACCUACCAGCCUAUGGUUUAUCUCUACCAAACUCAGCCGAAACGAACAACGACCAUAAUUGA